CAAAACUAUGACAACAUGAACACAAACUCACUCAGGCCUUUAAAGUCAUGGACAUGACCUGACUGAGGACAAGAACUAAGUCUUCUCUCUCACGGGAUUAAAGGUUGUAAAAAUGGAAGUGGUCUCCACAUCAGUUGGCAACUUUACCAUUGAUCUUUUCAACAAGCUGAAUGAGAACAACAAAGGAAAAAAUAUUUUCUUCUCCCCUUGGAGCAUAUCAACUGCUCUGGCUCUGACAUACCUGGGAGCAAAAGGAACUACAGCAACUGAGAUGGCAGAGGUCCUUCAUUUCACUGUGGGAGCAGGAGCUGAAGCUUCUUCUUCUGUGGCCAGACCUUCUCGGGGGAGACCAAAGAGAAGAAAAUUGGAUCCUGAGAACAAUCAAGCUGCAGAUAUCCAUUCUGGCUUCAAGAAGCUCCUGACUGCCAUCAACAAACCCAGAAGCACCUACUCCCUGAAAAGUGCCAACCGCAUUUAUGUGGAAAAAACCUUCCUAUUAUUGCCUACAUACAUACAGCUCAGUAAGAACUACUACAAAGCAGAGCCACAAAAGGUUAACUUUAAGACAGCACCAGAACAGACAGGAAAGAAAAUCAACACUUGGGUUGAAAAACAAACUGAGGGAAAAAUCAAGAAUUUGCUGGGUCCACAAGACGUGACAAACUCCACCAAGCUGAUCCUGAUAAAUGCCAUUUACUUCAAGGCAGAAUGGGAAGUGAAAUUUAAGGCAGAAGAUACACAGCUGCAACCCUUCCGACUGAGCAAGAACAAGACCAAGCCUGUAAAGAUGAUGUACAUGAGAAAAACAUUUCCAGUUCUCAUCAUGGAAACAAUGAAUUCCAAAAUGAUUGAGUUGCCAUAUGUGAAACGUGAACUCAGUAUGUUCAUCAUCCUUCCUGAUGACAUCAAAGACAACACUACGGGUCUCGAACAGCUGGAAAGAGAACUGACAUAUGAGAAGCUGUCUGAAUGGACCGAUUCCAAGAAGAUGACCGAGACUCUUGUGGAUCUGUACCUACCUAAAUUCAAAAUGGAAGAGAGAUAUGACCUCAGCGAUAAUCUGAUCAGGAUGGGAAUGCGCAGUGCCUUCAGCAGCAAUGCUGACUUCAGCGGAAUGACAGAGAAGGAUAAAGUGAUGAUCUCCAAAGUUUUCCACAAGUCUUUUGUUGCAGUUGAUGAGAAGGGCACCGAGGCAGCUGCUGCUACUGUUGUCAUUAUAGAACUAGCAAGUGCCCAUGUUAGUCAUGCUCUGAAAUUUAGGGUUGACCACCCUUUCUACUUCUUCAUCAGACACAACAAGUCCAAGAGCAUCCUCUUUUUUGGUAGAUUCUGCUCUCCUCUAGAAUGAAUUAUUACUUACUCUCAGACAGCAACCAAGGUUCACUGUUCAAUGAAAAAAAAUGUGAACUAAGGUACUACAAUCUUUAAGCCAUGUAGCCAUACUGAAGUGCCUGCUCUUUUCCUUCUACCCAACCCCCUCAAAGAAGGCAGCAAACAGAAAACAUCCUGUGUCACCAAAGAACAUCCCUCUACUGCUUCUUUCUAUUGUCCUAACGAGA
Pyrgilauda ruficollis (rufous-necked snowfinch) is the source of this 1559-nucleotide messenger RNA. RefSeq names its product heterochromatin-associated protein MENT-like. The transcript is spliced from 9 exons. The coding region runs from base 113 to 1348 and encodes 411 amino acids. Gene Ontology annotation, biological process: negative regulation of endopeptidase activity. NCBI's taxonomy places the organism in Eukaryota, Metazoa, Chordata, Aves, Passeriformes, Passeridae. The record is from RefSeq and is a predicted model, not a curated record. Gene Ontology annotation, molecular function: serine-type endopeptidase inhibitor activity.